AUGCUGUCGAACAGAGGGAAGCAGAUCACUGCGGUGAUUGAUGAGCCUUGGAGAGCACUUUGGGGAAAAUCUGAAUAUGAUGCGAAAUCAAACCCUUCGGGAUUGAUAUCACUUAACACGGCGGAAAAUCCGCUGGCUUUCGAGGAAUUGACGACGUACAUCAAUGGCAAGAUUCAAUUCGAAAAUUCAGUGUGGUCCUACAGUUCCAGUGCAGGUGGUGGUCCAAAAUUCCCAGAUGCCAUGGCAGCCUUUGUCAACAGAUACUUUGAUCCAUAUGUGCCCGUGAAGAGUAGCGAAAUAUUUGCAACCAACUCCAUUCCGUCGCUGAGCGAACAGCUUGCGUUCACGCUUGCAGAAGCAGGUGAUGGAAUGCUGGUCAGCCGGCCUGUCUAUGGCAGGUUCAGAGUGGACUGGGGAAGUAGAGCUGGCGUAAAAAUCAUCUACGCUGAUACGGGUGCACUUGAGGGUUUCACCCCAGCGGGUGUAAAAAAAUACGAGGAAGCAAUAAUUGCUGCUGAAGCCAGAGGUGUCAAGAUUCGAGGAAUUAUAAUUGUGAAUCCUCAUAACCCACUUGGACGCUGUUAUCCCCGUGAGACGCUCGUUGAGAUAUUCAAGUUAUGUCAGAAGUAUCAAAUUCACUUGAUCAGCGACGAGAUAUACGCGCUUUCUGUUUUCGAUUCUGGUGAAAGCGGAGCGAUGCCGUUCGUUUCCACUUUGAGUAUUAAUGCUAAGGGAUUGAUGGAUGAAAAUCUCCUCCAUGUCAUAUACGGUAUGAGCAAGGACUUCAGUGCUCCAGGGCUUCGGGUAGGCUGUUUGAUCAGCAAAAACCCAUUGCUAGUAAAAGUUAUCCGUUCAACUGCUCGACAGAAUAACCCGUCGGGAAUCUCUCUAGACAUUUCAGCUACCAUAUUGAAUGAUGAGAAAUUUGUGGCAACUUAUCUUGAGAACACCCAAAAACGGGUACUUACGGCAUACCGAUUUGUUACUGGGCUUCUCCAAAAGCAUGAUAUCCCAUAUUUACCAGGGACGAACGCGGGGUGUUUCAUCUGGCUGGACUUGUCGAAAUAUCUACCACCUAGCACCCCGUCCCAGCCCUUGACGCAGAAAGACAAGGAAUUUGCACUAGCAAAACAGUUCUCCGAAGGCGGUUUGUUUCUUCAUCCAAGCGAAGAAAAUGGGAUGGAACCAGGGUGGUUCCGGCUUGUGUACACCCGCGAGGAAGAACUGAUAACUGAGGGUAUAAGGAGGCUUAAACGCAUCCUCAAUUCCCUGCCAUGGGUGACAACAAGGGUCGAAGGAGUUAAGUUAUAA
Nannizzia gypsea CBS 118893 is the source of this 1311-nucleotide messenger RNA. RefSeq names its product 1-aminocyclopropane-1-carboxylate synthase 11. Lineage: Eukaryota; Fungi; Ascomycota; Eurotiomycetes; Onygenales; Arthrodermataceae. The record is from RefSeq and is a predicted model, not a curated record. The transcript is spliced from 8 exons. Bases 1 to 1311 code for a protein of 436 amino acids. Gene Ontology annotation, biological process: biosynthetic process; amino acid metabolic process. Gene Ontology annotation, molecular function: transaminase activity; pyridoxal phosphate binding.